Naegleria gruberi is the source of this 3241-nucleotide messenger RNA. Its product is annotated as ubiquitin-specific processing protease. NCBI's taxonomy places the organism in Eukaryota, Heterolobosea, Eutetramitea, Acrasida, Naegleriidae. The transcript has 4 exons. The record is from RefSeq and is a predicted model, not a curated record. Gene Ontology annotation, molecular function: cysteine-type deubiquitinase activity. The coding region runs from base 1 to 3222 and encodes 1073 amino acids. Gene Ontology annotation, biological process: protein deubiquitination.
AUGAACUCAACCACACAACAAGUUAAUGGUGAGAAGCAGGUUAGAGGAGGUGAUGAACAACAAAAUUCAAUGACCGAUGAUCAUCACCAGAAUAACCACCACAACAAUAAUAGUGAACAUUCCGAUUCUUCUUCAGAUACAAAAACACAACAAGAAGAAGCAAAUAAUAAUAGCAUGGAUAAUACGACAACCACCACCACUACAACAAAUACUCAUUCACCAGAAACCGAUGAAUCAACGAGUAAUGGUGGAGAUGAAAAGGAUGGAACUACACCUCCAUCAUCAGCAUUGAGCGAGACAAAUGGCAGUACCAAUGGAGAGGAUGACUCGGAAGAUUAUGAAGAUCUCCCAACAACAACAGCAAAUGCUCCAGCCAAACAAAAAGGAAGCAUUUCUCUGAUCAUUACUGCCAAGAGUAAGAGUAAAAAGACGAGUUACACAAAACCCGAUGCUAAAAAACAAAGGGAAAAAAUAGAAUCAAUUGAAAACAAGUCACCUUUUAAAGCAGGAAGCACAUUUGUAAUUAUUUCUUCAUCAUGGUUCAAGAUUUGGAAAGAAUAUGUAAAUUAUCCAAAUGAAAAUGUUGGAAAGAAGAAACACAAGGAAACAUCACAUAAAAAAUCUCCUGCUCCUGGUCCAAUUGACAAUAGUGACAUUAUUCAAGAAGUUCUCAUUUAUAAUGGUUUUAGUUUAAAACAUCCAUUAGUACCAGAAUUUACCAAUUUUACAAGAGAUGGUUCUGUUCUAUUCACAACAGUUCUUAAAAGAGAUAUUACAAGACAAGAUUUUGAGUUUGUUUCCGAGGAGAGUUAUGAUUUAUUAGCCCAUUGGUAUGGAGAAAUUAAUAAUAGUCAAAAAAUCGUCAGAAGAGUUAUUGUGGAUGGCUUGGAAAAUAAUCAAAUGAGACGUGUAGAAAUUCAUCCAUAUAUUCUCAAUAUUUAUAUGGUCAAUGAAAAGGGAACAAUCAUGAAAGAUACCAAGACAACAAUUCAAGUAAGCAAAAAAUUGGCUACCAAGGAUUUGAAAAUGCUUGGUUGUGUUCUUUUUGAAAGUACAAUAAUUCAGAAAACAUCAACUUUGAAAAACUGCAGAAUGUGGCGAAAGGAAGAUUCAAGCGCCAGUGCCAUUGCUGACAGUGAGAGUCAAACUCUUGAAAAAGCUCUAAUUUUUGAUGGACAAAGUAUCGUUUUUGAGUUUAAACAAAAUGGUGGAGAAUUUCCACUUGAAAUUUUCAAAAAAAAGCAAGAAUCAAACGAUGCUAGUGAUGAAGAGGAAGAUGAAGAUGACGAAGAAAAGAGAAGUAAAUUAAGUGAAAUUUGGGAUAGUAUCAAGGAUUAUUCAUUUAGUACAUUUGGUAUUGCAACUCCUGCCUCAGGUAAGAGUAAAAAGAGAGGUUUGUGUGGAUUGAGAAAUUUGGGUAAUACGUGCUUUAUGAACAGUGCUAUUCAAUGUCUCUCUAACACUGUACCUCUUAAAAAUUACUUUAUAAGUGGACUCUAUGCAAAGCAUAUCAAUACAAGCAAUCCAUUGGGAACUAAGGGUAAACUUGCUAAUAACUUUGCCUCUCUCAUUAAAGAAAUGUGGAGUGGUGGUGCCAACUUUACUCCAACCAACUUUAAGUAUGCCAUCAGUCAAUUUGCCCCUCAAUUCUCUGGCUAUAAUCAACACGACUCUCAAGAAUUGACAUCAUAUUUAUUGGAUGGUUUACAUGAAGAUUUAAACAAGGUAAUCAACAAACCAUAUAUUGAAGCAAAGGAUUAUGACGGACGACCUGAUGAAGUGAUUGCAAAAGAAUCUUGGGAACAACAUUUGAAGAGAAAUGAUAGUGUAAUUGUAGAUUUAUUUCAAGGACAACUCAAGUCUACUCUUAUUUGUAAUGUUUGUAACAAGAUUUCAGUCAAGUUUGACCCAUUUAUGUAUCUUUCAGUUCCUGUUGGUAAAUCAAUGCCUCACCGAUUGGAUGUAAUUUUAUUGAAUACAGAAAAUGGAGGAAGAGCAACUAAAUAUACUGUCGAGUUACCAAAGCAAUCAACUGUUCAAGUACUUGCCACUCAAUUUGCUAAAGUUAGUGGAAGAGACCCACAAAAACUCCAAUUCUUUGCCAUGGCUGGAUUUUCUAUUGGAAGACAAUUCUCUUUUAAUGAUAGUGUUAAGAUUAUUGAUCCUAACGCCAAAUCAACUCCAAAAGUAUUAUGUGCUGAUGUUCCAGAUGAUUACUCUCCUGAGAAGUAUUUAAUUAUUCCAAUAAGACAGAGAUACCCUUCCGAAGAGGGAAAAUUCAAGAGUGUGGGUAUUCCAUUUGUAUUAUUCGUAAAGAAGGAAAUUUCCACAAAGGACUUUUAUGAUAUUCUUUGGUCUCAUUUACAAAGAGUAGCCAAGAAAUCACCAGAAGACCCUGAAACUAAUUUACAACCGACCAAAGAGGAUGGACAAGAAUAUCCUCUUGCUGAAAGAAUUGAAAUUUUACGUCAGACACUUUUCCCUGCCUUUGAUCCAGCCAAUAUUCCAUUUAAAUUUACAGUUAUUGACAAGUCUGUUGAGGUUGUAAAUGAUACAUGUGGCAUUCCAAUUCUUUAUGAUGAUAGAGAUGAUAUGGUUAAGGAAUACUUACAACAGGAGGAUAAUUAUUAUUUCUCUGUUGAUUGGUUUGAUGUUAAAAUGUUGAAAACUAAAGAAACAGUAACCGUUCAUGUUGCAGAACAAAAUAUUACUAACGAGGCCCCUCGAUCUCAAAACAUUAGUCUGGACGAUUGUUUGAAAUUGAAUAGUGAAAUGGAACAACUCGGAGAAAGAGACCAAUGGUAUUGCCCUGAUUGUAAGAAACAUGUUUGUGCAUUCAAACAGUGUUGUGUUUGGUCUAGCCCUGAAAUUUUAAUUAUCCAUCUCAAGAGAUUUGGUUUUAAUAGAUUUGGUAGGGAGAAAGUGAAUGCACUUGUUGAUUAUCCAAUCUAUAAUCUUGACUUGAGUGAUUAUAUGGUUAGAAAGCCAGAAGACCACAUGCUCUAUGAUUUAUUUGCUAUCAGUUGUCAUACAGGAGGUCUCUAUGGUGGUCACUAUUAUUCAUAUGCUAAAAAUUGUGAAGAUAGUAGAUGGUAUUGUUUCAACGAUUCGUCUGUUUCGCCACUUACAGAGAAGGAAUUGAAAACUUCAAAUGCUUACAUGCUCUUUUAUCAAAGAAAGAGAAUUGUAAAUGAGGAUAAGGUUGAAGUUGCUUUCCAAUAAAAUAAGUCAAAGUAUUAAC